UGCCAUGCUAGAAAUGAACGGCAGAGCCUCACACUGGGCGUGGUCUGCCACUGAACCCCAUUCCCUCCCCAGUUUCACUUUCUGAGGGUUCCUAUCUGGAGGGAAUUGGUUCAUAAGCCCAUAUAGCCCCUCUCCCUGAAGUUUAAGUGCUCAGUGUGGGGCGAGGGCCUGAUAUGUCUCCAGCUCUCUCUCCUUCCUUCUACGAUUCAUCCACUUCAGCCAUGCAAUUUCACUCAACUCAGCUCUGUAGGACCGCAGGGAAGUGACUUGCCUGAGCUAGGACUGGACAGUCAAGUCGGUCAGAUUCGGUGGUGCUUCCCUCCAUCGGGUAAAUGACUUGAGAGGUUCGCUGUGCUGUUCUUCUUCAGCUUUGUCCGAGCACCCUAGUGCUGCACCCACAGACACUCGAGCCACGGGUGGGGUCCACACAGAGUUUUGCAUGGGUGGGUCUCUGCCAAGGCAUAGCUGCUGUGCUUCCCCACUGAGGUUUUCUGGCGUCCAUUUCCAGCCCCUGGCUCUGACUUCCACCUCUGGUGGCUAAGGAGACUUGGAUGGAUUGAGUAGGCCUCUUCAAAGAUUUCUCAACCUCAGUUACUUAACUUGAAAAGCCGUGUGGUCUGGUGCACGUUUCCAGCCCUGAGCAACUGCUCUGCCACCUCACCCGCAGGAGCAGUAGUGCCGAGGCUCGGGUGCUCUCCCCCUCCCUCUCCUCCCUAGCUCUAGGAGAGCUCACAGGGGCUCGUGGGUACAGCCCCACGGCUUUGCUUUUCGGGCUCUGCCCCCGUGGAGCUCCGGCUGCUUACCAGACCUUGGGUUGUCACAGAGUGGGAUAGCCAUGCCUCCCAUUUCCAGACGAGCACCCUGAGGGAGACUCCUGGAAAUGAGGUUCGCCCCCGAACUCUUGCUGUCCACUGCACCGCAUCCAUUUUUCUCAGCCACCCUCUGGGAGAGCUGGCUUCGGAUUAAGAAACAGAGCUGGAGUGGGUGCCUGCAGCCUGAGGAGGCAAAUGUGGCAGUGCUAACUCAAACGUCUAGUUUCGUCCUUGCCCUACUACUGCCUUGCCCUCCGCCCCACUCACGCCCUUAACCCCUUCACGCAGCAAAACGACCAACCGUUCAGGCCUUGGCACCCUUAAACUGGACUAGCAAACGGGAGCUCGCCCCAUCCUGCGCAGGGGGAGGCCCGAAGCUUCCCGGCGCACGGCACCUGACCAGAUUCCGGGGUGCUCAGGGUCCCCAAUUCUCUUACAACUCGCGGGCUUCGGAGGAUCGAGCUGGGAUUGGAGGGCCAGGAGGCGGACGCCGCGGGCAUGGACUAUUCGUACGACGAGGACUUGGACGAACUGUGUCCGGUGUGUGGUGACAAGGUGUCGGGCUACCACUACGGGCUGCUCACGUGCGAGAGCUGCAAGGGCUUCUUCAAGCGCACAGUCCAGAACAACAAGCAUUACACGUGCACCGAGAGUCAGAGCUGCAAAAUCGACAAGACGCAGCGUAAGCGCUGUCCCUUCUGCCGCUUCCAGAAGUGCCUGACGGUGGGCAUGCGCCUGGAAGCUGUGCGUGCUGAUCGAAUGCGGGGUGGCCGGAACAAAUUUGGGCCCAUGUACAAGAGAGACCGGGCUUUGAAGCAGCAGAAGAAAGCACAGAUUCGGGCCAAUGGCUUCAAGCUGGAGACUGGACCACCGAUGGGGGUGCCCCCGCCACCUCCUCCCCCACCGGACUACAUGUUACCCCCUAGCCUGCAUGCACCGGAGCCCAAGGCCCUAGUCUCUGGCCCACCCAGUGGACCGCUGGGUGAUUUUGGAGCCCCAUCUCUGCCCAUGGCCAUGCCUGGUCCCCAUGGGCCUCUGGCUGGCUACCUCUAUCCUGCCUUCUCUAACCGCACCAUCAAGUCUGAGUAUCCAGAGCCCUAUGCCAGCCCCCCUCAACAGCCAGGGCCACCCUACAGCUAUCCAGAGCCCUUCUCAGGAGGGCCCAAUGUACCAGAGCUCAUAUUGCAGCUGCUGCAACUAGAGCCAGAGGAGGACCAGGUGCGCGCUCGCAUCGUGGGCUGUCUGCAGGAGCCAGCCAAAAGCCGCUCUGACCAGCCAGCGCCCUUCAGCCUCCUCUGCAGGAUGGCCGACCAGACCUUUAUCUCCAUUGUCGACUGGGCACGGAGGUGCAUGGUAUUUAAGGAGCUGGAGGUGGCUGACCAGAUGACACUGCUGCAGAACUGCUGGAGCGAGCUGCUGGUGUUAGACCACAUCUACCGCCAGGUCCAGUACGGCAAAGAAGACAGCAUCCUGCUGGUUACUGGACAGGAGGUGGAACUGAGCACGGUGGCUGUGCAGGCUGGCUCCCUGUUGCACAGCCUGGUGCUUCGGGCACAGGAGUUAGUGCUACAGCUGCAUGCUCUGCAGCUGGACCGCCAGGAGUUCGUCUGUCUCAAGUUCCUCAUCCUCUUCAGCCUCGAUGUGAAAUUCCUGAACAACCACAGCCUGGUAAAGGACGCCCAGGAGAAGGCCAACGCCGCCCUGCUGGAUUACACCUUGUGUCACUACCCACACUGCGGAGACAAAUUCCAGCAGUUGCUAUUGUGCCUGGUGGAGGUGCGGGCCCUGAGCAUGCAGGCCAAGGAGUACCUGUACCAUAAGCAUCUGGGCAACGAGAUGCCCCGCAACAACCUUCUCAUUGAGAUGUUGCAGGCUAAGCAGACGUGAGCCUGGGAGCCAGGCAGUGGGCAGUAGGCAGGGAUGCCACUGCCUCCAAAAGACUCCUUGCGUUAGGUGACCCAGGAGCCUUGUCCUUAAGCCUCUGCCCCUGAGCUCCAUAGCUGUGUGUUUGGGAUGACGGGCAAGGAUGGGCAGGAACUGGCCGGGGCAGGUUGCCUUCACUAGCCAUUGGCAUGUGUCUGCCACUUGGAGUGCCCCAAAGGGGUGACUUCUAACACUCCUUCCUCCAUCUGCCCCCAGCUUUUUUUUUUUUCCUGGUAUCUGAGGUCCCAGGAGGAGGCUCGGGAUUUCCUGGUGGGCCUGGAUGUCCCUUGGGUCAGAGGUCAUCCUUUCCCUCUCUCCUGUAAUCAGAGGCAGAGGAAGGUCUGCAGGCAUCGAUGAGGGCAGAGGAGGGGGGUCUCCAGAAUCCCCUGAAGCAGGGAAGGAAGUCUGCUGUUGUAAACUGAGUUUGCUAAAUUGGGUCCCUAGAGGACAGACACCAUGAGAGUGGGUAGGGCAAAAAGACCCCCUCCAGCCCUCCACCUGUCUAAUUCUGAUCCACUAUCUGUAAAAGGACUUAGUUGUGAUCGUCCUUCUCCCAGGUCCCAGCUACCCAGGGAGGAGGAGUCUGGUGUAGUCAACAUUCCUGCUCUAGCCCUGCCCACCACCAGCUGGCUGGGCUGGUACUUAUCUGCAAGGUUGCAGUCACCAGGAUUCUUUCGCUUUCAUCUAGAUAGUCCUUGGAAAGUGUGUGAGAGAGAAGUGGGCAGGAGACAGACUGAGGACUGAGCUGGGGUAUGGGGAUUAGCACCAACGCUUUCUCCUGACAUCUCCUUCCAAGAGUCAGGGUGGCAUCUGGUCAUCUUCAUGUACCCCACCUCACUCCUGAGAAGAGCUGUCACUUGCCCUCUGCCCCAGCUCCACUAAGGGAGCAACAGGAGGCCUGCAGGAGCUCAGAGUCCUUGCAGGUGGGGAUAUGGGUGAACCUAGGAGAACUCACGGAUCUUUAUAUGAGCACAGUGCUGAGGACUCUCUCUCAUGGCUCCAUCCUUUUGGGUCCCUUGCCACACCCCUUGAAACUGGCCUCAGUUCCCUGGCUUCUGCUUUGCCUCCUGAAAGUCACUCUGCAGGGCCAAGCAGUGGGGGGAGAGACCUAAGCCAUCCUCUGUUUCAGACUGGGCAUCCACUGUCUUUCCUGCUUUCAUGUCCGAUUUACAGCUUAUGCUAGGCCUGCCCAACUGGACAAGGCUGUCUCCUGUCUUCUACUACCCUGGCUCAGACCCCACCUCUGCCCCUGAAAUGCGUGCUCUCACCAAGGCCAGAGACCCACAGCCCCAAGACAAGAAGUGCCCUUAUAAACCCCUGCAGCCCUGCAGCCCUGAAAUAAAUUUUGCAGUUAGUUUCCAGUA
Molecule: messenger RNA, 4099 nt
Organism: Mastomys coucha (southern multimammate mouse)
Lineage: Eukaryota; Metazoa; Chordata; Mammalia; Rodentia; Muridae
Gene: Nr5a1
Product: nuclear receptor subfamily 5 group A member 1
Exons: 7
Coding region: 1311-2699 (462 amino acids)
Biological process (GO): hormone-mediated signaling pathway; regulation of transcription by RNA polymerase II; tissue development
Cellular component (GO): RNA polymerase II transcription regulator complex
Molecular function (GO): RNA polymerase II cis-regulatory region sequence-specific DNA binding; zinc ion binding; nuclear receptor activity
Source: RefSeq, a predicted model, not a curated record